This is a messenger RNA of Haliotis rufescens (red abalone), 6043 nucleotides long. Its product is annotated as serine/threonine-protein kinase VRK1-like. Gene Ontology annotation, molecular function: protein serine/threonine kinase activity; ATP binding. Bases 197 to 1687 code for a protein of 496 amino acids. The transcript has 13 exons. Gene Ontology annotation, cellular component: nucleus; cytoplasm. Gene Ontology annotation, biological process: signal transduction; peptidyl-serine phosphorylation. NCBI's taxonomy places the organism in Eukaryota, Metazoa, Mollusca, Gastropoda, Lepetellida, Haliotidae. The record is from RefSeq and is a predicted model, not a curated record.
CCAGCGUGCAUGUUUUGUUUUUGCGGAAGUACAUUACUCAGCUCUAAUAAGUGGUGCUAUUUGGUGUGUGAUUGGAUUAAUGUAAGGUUGGAUUAAGGUGGGGAUUCUAAACCUGACUGAGGACAUCUUUUGAUAGAAAUCCACUGAUGCUUGAGAGGAGGGGGUGUCGCAUUCAUAUUGAGUCGCAUUUUUGGUUAUGGUCCAGUGGUCGCAUUCUUUUGGCGACGCAUUAAUUUCACGGUUUACAAAUAUACCAGUUGAACUAAGAAGCUGCUGCUGCUCCCUAAAAAUGCCCAGGGCACCAAAAGCUGCUGCUAAACGUCCAAGAGCUCCUAAAGGCCACAAGUUAGCCGAAACCUUCCCAAAUGGAGAGAUUUUACAAGAUGUGUUUAAAAAACAGUGGAAACUUGGCCCAGUUAUUGGACAAGGUGGAUUUGGACUCAUCUAUUUAGCUGCUGAAGCUCAGGACUCUGUUGGGAGCACUGCACCGUAUGUUGUGAAAAUUGAACCCAAGGAAAAUGGCCCACUCUUCUGUGAGCUUCACUUCUACCAGAGGGUUUGUAAAAAAGAUUUGUUGGACUCCUGGCUGGGGGGCCACAAGCUGAAGUACCUGGGUAUACCUAAGUACAUUGGUUCUGGCAUGCAUACGUAUAACGGCAAGGAUUAUCGCUUCAUGGUUAUGAAGAGGUUCAGCACCGAUCUACAGAAACUGUUUCAGAUAUCACGAAGAUUUUCUCCGAAGACAGUGCUCUGUCUGGGUAUACGGAUGCUUGACUGUCUGGAGUACCUGCAUGAACACGACUAUGUCCAUGCAGACAUCAAAGCUGGCAACAUUUUGCAAGGAUACAAGAACGGAAAACCUGAAGACAGUGAGGUUUACCUUGUGGACUACGGGCUGGCAAGCAAGUACUGGUUGGACAACAAACACAAGGAGUACAAGGAGGACCCGAAGAGAGCUCAUGACGGAACCGUGGAGUUCACAAGCAGGGAUGCUCACAACGGUGUUGCCCCAUCCCGGCGUGGAGAUGUAGAAAUCCUUGGCUACUGUCUGCUACAGUGGCUGUGUGGCAAGUUACCCUGGGAGGAUAAACUCCAAGACAAAAACUACGUCAGAGAUUCUAAGAUAAAGUACAUGCGUAACAUACCGUCCCUGAUGAAGGCGUGCUGUGGGGAUGGAGAUGCUGCAGAUGCUGUCAGCAGCUACCUCAGCAGCGUCGUGAAGCUAGACUACGAGGAAGAACCUGACUACAACUCUCUGAGACAGGUGCUUCGACGAGGACUGGCCAAGCUAGGGACGAAGGAUGAGUGGACGUUGGAGCUGUCCGAUGUAGCCAUUACCACUCCUAAACCCACAGCAGCCAAGGGAAGAAAAAGGAAAAGUAAUGGAGACAUUCCUGGCAAUGAUGUGACACCAAAGAAGAAAGUAAAAGCAAGUGCACAGCGAAAAGCCGAACCAGCUGCUGCAGUUGCCUCCCCUGCUCAUGGGCGUCGCCUGGCAUCUCCAGCUGUCAAGAAGGCUGGGACACCUAAACCUAAACCUAAAGUCAAAACCAAGGCACAAGGUGCCAGAUCCCCACACAGUGCAAAGAAAACACCAACAAAGAAAACAACAACAAGACGGAGAAAGAAAGUAGUUGCAGCCGAUGCCUCAAUUCAAACCACCCCUGGUCUCAGUCGGAGACGAUAACCUGCCGGUCAUGUAACAGUGAUCAAAGCUGUCUGUAUAUAAUGAUCAAUUGUUAAGGGCACGGUAUCAGGACUGGGACGUGUCCAAAUUUACUACCUGGGAACCAACCCCCCCUAUUUCACCUAACCCUACCCAGGUACCGGCUGUAGAUCACAAGAGAUAGGUACAAAAUGUCCGAUUGGGAAACGUUUGACCAUACUGCUGUCAAAAUGUAUUAAGAUACACAUAUAAACCGAUCUGGUAAGAAAGAAUGGGUGCAUACUCAGAAAGGAGUGCAAAUAUUAGUGACUUGUAGUGUAACCAUAGAGUUCUAAAUAAUUUUUGCCAUUGAACAAUAUCAUCACGUGACUAACCAUGGGACUGUGUAGUCCUGUGGGUACCCGGGUCCGACUCAGUACCAACCUGACCCGAGUAACCCGUCCCAGCCCUAAACAGUAUACUGUUAUGUUGGAUAUUACCUUGAAGAUAAGAGGAGAAUAUGGUGUUGGACAUUUAAAUGCCUAAUACUAGGUAUGCAUUUUAAUUGCAACUUAGUGGUAACUUUCUUUAGAUGUUCACUGUUGUGUUCCCUUGUUUAUUUCCACUAACAGGCUCAAUUUAAGGACUAGUAUACAGUCAUGUCCCGUUAAUCCGACAUAAAUUGUUGCAUAUGUUUAUAUCGGAUCACCAAGUAUGUUGGAUAAACGAAAUUAAGUUCUAUCAGCAUUCGUGAUCGAAAAUCGGUCAACUUCACAAUAGAUAACGAUACAAACACGAUACAAAUGUUCAUAUUGCUAUGUUACAUUGUUUGCGGAAUAUGUUUUCUAAUCAUGCAAACUCUAAAAGCUAAACACAAAACUACGGUUACGCCUGAAUGGUUGAUUCCAAAUAUUUUAAAAAGCAUAAUCUGGAAUGGAAGUCGCCAGUUUGAAACUAGUGCCGCAAACCUCAUGAAAGCUGCUAUUUUAGUGGCUAAUGUCGACUUCAUGUAGUCAUUUCAUUGGUCAGUCAAAGUUCGUGAAAACUCUUCUGACAUUACCUGCAAUGGGUUGUCCUGAGCAGUAGCAAGAACUUGUAUCUGAUUUUAAUGAUAUUGAGGUAAUCUACGCAUGUGAUUACUCCUGUUUUGUUUAUUUAAAGCAUUAAUUGUUUAUUGUUAAGCAAGUUUAUCUCUGCACCCGUAAUAUGUAGCUACUCGUCUCACAUUAAAACAUGGGGCUGUGUACUUGCGGGCAGAUGACCACAGAGUACACUGAUCAUUGUGUUGGAUUAACGAAUCUGAUUGAUGAGUCAUUUCGGUAAUUCGUUACAAAUUAGGUGUUGGAGUGCGAGACUCUCAAAUUUAUCAGGUCUAACAUGUUUAAAUUGCAUUGAUUUAAUCAGUUCCAUCAUUAGUGUCGGAUAAAGCCGAUUGUCGAAUUAACAAGUGUCGGAUUAACGAGACUUGACUGUAUAUGUAUACUGUAAAUCUGGAAAGUUUUGUGAGCGGAAAGUACUGCAAAUACUGAAAGUGACAUGCACUCGUAAUAGUUUCAUGACACAUAUAUAUUUGUCGAUCAACAAAAACACGUAAUGAGGCAUAUUUCUUCUAUUUACUUCUUCGCAUUGUCAACCAUCAAGUUGCAUAAUCAAAUCAAUAAUCCCUCACAUUCUGUCUCCUUAAUUACACUUUGUCACUCAGUGUCAUUCGUCUGAUCUGGAAAGGUCACUGACCUGCUACAUCGUGUCAGUUAGUAGUACUGGGAUGAUACAGUGAUGUAUCAGUGGAUGGCGAUUUUUUACUUCUCGAUACAAGUAUCGAUCACAAUCGCACUCUAAGUAAAAAGUAUCGAUUUUUUACCUUAAGUGUAUUCUUUAAUAAAUGUUACACCAAACACUAAUUACUAGUGAAACUGUAGUGAAAAUGUAAAUAUUUUCAUCCAAUGCGCCAUAUUUCCACUGCCAACUGUAAAUCGUUAGUGUGCCAGGUAUAUGGCCAUCAUGUCUGUAGAAAAGAUGGCUGAAGCACCACAGGUAAGUAUCGUGAUACGUAUUGGAUCGUGAACAAGGUACCAUGAUACGUAUCAGAUCACACAGCUGGUGCAUCGUCCCAGCCCUAUCAGUUAGCUAGCAUAACACUGAGUAGUUCAGACACACGUCAGCCAGUCUAUACUGAUAAACAACACUGACUCUCUAUUUUACCCUUUCAUCAUGCCAUGUCUUACUUACGAAAAAUAACACGUUCAGAAGUAGCUUUGAGUUUUGGUAAUAUCAUUUACAAGGGUCCCCAAAAAAUUGGCUAGUGUUUGACACUCGCAAUAAUUUCCUCGUGUAAAACUUUCCAGAGUUACAGUAUGUAGAUGAAGAAAUGGACACAUGCAGUGAUAGUUUGUAUGUUGUUAAGGCAACAAUAAGUUACUUAUUACUUUUUGAAUCGGAUUGGUUAUUUGAAAUAUUAUGGUUUUUUGUUUGUAUUUAAUGUAGAUGGAUGUGAUUGACAUGAAGUGUAAAUGUUUGGUUGGUCUGUGUUUAAGGUGUUUCCAUCAAGUAAAAUGAAAGAAGGGUAGAUUUUCAUCAUCGGAAGGGACAAUAAUGUGAUGUGAGUUGGGGUGUUUGGUAAUGAGUGGGCAGGGAUGAAAAUCUAAUUUAUUUUGGUCCUACUUUGGUGGGUUGUCCCAGCCAGCGUUGUUCAGAAGAUGUGAUCGGUAAGUCCAGUACUGUGAAUGGUGAAGUUGAGAGAAUAUGAGUAUUGUACCUAGAUAGUAGAUUGCUUAUUUGUUGUUGUCAUAUUUCAUUGGUGUUUUACUAACCCAUAAACUUGAGAGAUGCGAAAUAACUGCCGUUAUAGUAGUAUAUGUUGCAGUUUCGAAAUUAGCAUAAAAGUCAAGGGUUCACAACUCAAAUGUUGACAGUUAAGAUUGAGGAGUUCCCUAUAUUCCAGCUACUUGAUCUCGGUUUAUAUAAUAAUUGAGUCUGGACCAGGCAAUCCAGUGAUUGACAUCAUGAGCAUCGAUCUACACAAUUGGGAUACGAUGACAUGCAUCAACAAAGUCAGCGAGUCUGACCGCCCGAUUCUGUUUGUCACCUCAAGCAUUGGUUUGCUGAAGACAAUUCUAACCCUAUCUUCAGGGGUUUCAGAUACUAUGGGAACAAACCUCAUGGACCCCGUGACCCCGGGACCCCCUUAAAUUCGAUUACCGUGUUGAUUAUUCUGUGUUGGGACCAAGAUUUGUUGUGGACCACUGUGUUCUGAGGUAGAUUCCUCUGACACUGGACAGACUUAGAUACAAGUAAUGAAUGGGUGAGUGAUAAGAUAAUUAAGGUCAAAUAGGUUUUCACUUCAUCUUUCUAGUAAUGUUGUGCUGACAACAUCUUUCAGGGUUUAAUGUCGCAUCCAAGAUUAUUGCAGUUAUAUCGCGACGUGCAUUCACAUGUGUAUAAUCUGUGUACAUUUUCGGUUUGAAAUGGUAGACAAUAUUUUUUCGAGAAACCAGUAGUACAGCUUAAAGAAUUUAUUUUUAAGGUCACUUGAAGUUUGUCGUAAAUAUGCUAUUUACUGUACAUACCAAUGUAUACUAGGAAAAGGAAAGAUGUUUGCUUAAGUUUUUGUUAUGCUUUUCUGCAAUUUGUGUGUACAUUAUCAUGUUUAUCACAAUAACAAACAAAUCAAGUAGUCAUCUGGCAUUGAUUUUAAAUAUUUAUAAACAUGGUGGCUACAUGUUUCUUUUCAAUUUCAGACCUGUUUGAGUUGUGGUAUUUUGAAUACUCCAGGCCAUGUUAAAAGAAUAGUUGAGGAUUGACCGGUCUACAACUUAUAAUAAUAGAAAUUGGCAUCAAUUCUUGAUGUUCUGCUGAAUAGCCUUUUCAUUAUAAACAAAUAAAGGCCAUGGGAAAUAAACAGGAAGCUGCUAUUCAGAAUCUUAGAAUUUUGAGUCUUUUCAUGUUAGAACAGAAACUAAUGUUAUUGUUUAUAUAUAUGAAACAAUUGUGUUUGUCAUACUGAAGUGAUGUAAUAUGUCAGUUGCAUGCAGUUCAUAUGUUGUGAGUGUAUUGUUAGAAUUGUUUAUUUUAUCUUUCAUUGUCUUCAAUGUGAUUACAAUGCUUCAUCUGAGGACAAUAAUGCAGGAUAUUUUGGAUUGGCAGCAAAAGUUUUUAUUUUGAAACUUGGGAACAAACUCAAUAACUAUCUAUGAUACUUUUCUACAAUGACUAACUUUUGUGAAUUGUGAAAUUACAAAUAUUUACAUCCAUGUCCAUUUGUUAUGUUCUGAUGUCUGAUUACCAUUCUAAAUUUCUUGUUCAUGUUUUUUUAAUGGAAGCUGCCUUAUGUUGCUUCUGAUCACCGAUGUAGUUCUGUCAUAGUAUGCUUUUCACUGUAAAUAAACCAUUUUCACUCAU